AUGCAACCCGCAGGCCGCCUGAGGCUGAGGAUGUGGCUGGAGGAGCAGAUCGAGUCUGGCAAGUACCCGGGAGUCUGCUGGCUGGACAAGUCGGAGAAAGUUUUCCAAAUCCCGUGGAAACACGCAGCUCGUCACGGUUGGAGCAUCGACCGAGACGCCACCCUCUUCAGGAGCUGGGCCAUGCACACCGGUCGAUACCAUCCAGAACAACACAAAGCGGACCCAAAGACGUGGAAAGCCAACUUCCGCUGUGCGCUCAACUCGCUCCCGGACGUGCAUGAGCUCCGCGAGCGCAGCAACAAGAGGGGCAGCGAUGCCUUCAGAGUCUACAAGAUGCUGCCCAGCGCACACCCACGCAACAGAGUGCUCCGGAUGCUGAGUCAGCGCUUCAAAAAGCAGCAGAGCGUCGGAGGGCGCGCACCAGUUGAGACCGCGCAGCAGCCGUGGCAACCACCGAGUGUCAAUUUAUCCACUCAACAUGCAUCGCUCAGCAUUCCUGCACAAGGCGUGUCAUGGGAGGCCAUGGAGCAGGAGGAUGGAUCCAAGCAUUUAGAUCACUCGAGCGGCACUGCUGAGCCCGGCAACCACAUUUGUGCUCACGGAGGAUGGAGGGCUUACCCACUUUGGGACAACUGGGACAGUCCAGUUGAUGAGAGCCUCUUUACCGUGCAGAUAGACAACAACAACGAACUUUUAGAGGUGUCGGACUGGUCCUUACAUCAAAAGAGCCCCACAUUGUAGCAACAUAAAGAACAAUGUGUGUGUGUGUGUGUGUGUGUGUGUGCAUGUCACACACCUGAUCAAGUUGAAUGGUUUCCCAACUUUUCUUUUCUUGUAAAGCCGCUGAAAUAAAAGAUGAGACAUGAUAUUAUGUUCCAAGCCACGCCAUUAGCUCAUGUAACUUCUUGAUGCUUUAAGUGCUUCAUACUCACUUCAAUGACUCCGUGCAGCACCUAAAUGGAACCAAUCUCACGUUGCGUCAUUGGGAAUCAAGAAACGUGGCGUUAACACUUAAUCAUAAAAAUAUUUGGAACUAUGUUUUUCAUUGGA
Molecule: messenger RNA, 1050 nt
Organism: Syngnathoides biaculeatus (alligator pipefish)
Lineage: Eukaryota; Metazoa; Chordata; Actinopteri; Syngnathiformes; Syngnathidae
Product: interferon regulatory factor 2-like
Exons: 7
Coding region: 1-741 (246 amino acids)
Biological process (GO): immune system process; regulation of transcription by RNA polymerase II
Cellular component (GO): nucleus
Molecular function (GO): DNA-binding transcription factor activity, RNA polymerase II-specific; RNA polymerase II cis-regulatory region sequence-specific DNA binding
Source: RefSeq, a predicted model, not a curated record